Molecule: messenger RNA, 945 nt
Organism: Pochonia chlamydosporia 170
Lineage: Eukaryota; Fungi; Ascomycota; Sordariomycetes; Hypocreales; Clavicipitaceae
Exons: 5
Coding region: 1-945 (314 amino acids)
Source: RefSeq, a predicted model, not a curated record
AUGUUAGACAGCACAAGAGGAACUCUGGUGCCACCAUGGUACAGGGCUGCGUCGCCGGAUGCCCAAGAAAUGAGACUGGUGAACAUUACGCUGGGCGUAACGCUUGGGAUAUGGCUCUGGGGCGCGGACAAGGCUUUCACUCAGACUCGGGCUAGUUGGAAGAAGCAUCGCCGCGUAAACGCCUACAUGGUUCUAAUCUGGUCAGAAUUAGCUGCCUGUCUUGUAUUUAGCCUCAUUGCUUGGUGCUUCCUAAAUGCCUAUUACGGGCCAAGGUUUGUCUCAUUGUCUUCCAUCUCGCCAUACGAUGCAAACACUAAACUACGGCUUAGUUUCGAACUCUUCUUUGCAAUUGUCGGUGUAUGGUGCAUACAGGUCCAAUGCCUCAUGCAGAUCAUAGUUAACCGCAUACGAAUUUUAAUGGACGUCCAAGCCCACGGAACGCGACUCAAGUGGGCUGUUUUUGGUACACUUCUUGUCGUCAAUCUAAGUGUUUUCUGUUUAUGGAUUCCCGCCAAGUUGCAGAUCAGCAAAAGUGUCAUACAAGCCAACGAAAUUUGGGAUCGAAUUGGCAAAGUCAUUUUUCUUUUCGUUGACCUUGGACUUAACAUAGCCUUUGUUUACCUCGUCAAGGCGAGGCUCACGGCCCGCGGCCUGACCAAGUACAACGCCUUGUUUAAAUUUAACGUCGCAAUGAUUUUCAUCUCCAUAUCACUUGAUAUCAUCAAUAUUGGCUUAAUGUCACUCAAUUCUCCAUAUGCAUAUUUUCAGUUUCAAUCACUGGCCUACGUUAUCAAAUUAAUCAUUGAGUUGACAAUGGCUGAUCUCAUCAUCCGUGUGGCAAGAUCUUCCAACGAGACUGGACCAUACGCGUUGCCAGGCUACAACGGCCCGACCUUUGCAUUGUCAUCUUACUCAUCAUGCGCAUGCCAAAGGGAACGAUGCUAG